AUGGGUGAAGAAGUUAGUCAAUCGAAUAAUGUUCUUAAGAGUUCUGCUGGGUCUGAUGAAACAGAUAAGGCGGCACCAGCAGUAACUGAUGAAUGUGAAACCAUAAAUUCUAAUGAAAAAUCGGAAAUCGAAAAUACGAAUAAUAAUAUUGAGUGUGAGCCGCAAUCGAAUAACGAAAAGAUCCUGAAAAAAGUGUCCAUUUCUAAGCAUCAAGAAAAUUCUUCAAUUGAAAAAUCCAGAAAAUGGUACAACAUCGGCUUUAUGCAUCGUGCGGGAAUUUCAAGUAACUUCAGGAGUGCAAAUACAACUGACAAUCGAAAUGCCGUCAAGAUGGAUAACAGGCACAGCUGGCACUUAAAUGAUUCCACGGAAAUAAGAAGACGUAGAAAGAGAAGAACACAAAUGGCAUCGUCAAUUCCCAUCAGCAUUUUGAAACUCCACGAGGAUAUUAACUUCAAUUUCGGGUACGAUUACUCCGGGACAGAAUUUUAUUUUUCUUGUUCAACUUCAACUAAUGUUACAGAAUUUUAG
This is a messenger RNA of Clunio marinus, 531 nucleotides long. The record is from the annotation of a GenBank genome assembly. Lineage: Eukaryota; Metazoa; Arthropoda; Insecta; Diptera; Chironomidae.